UCCAUUUUUUGGAUAUUCUAAAAAAACCAAGAAGUCGAGUUGGAUCGUUUCAAUUCCUUUCCAUUUGGAUUCUAUCCGUUUGUUUUGUUGCAAAUUCAAAUUUGAGUAUUAAAUUCGAUUCCCACCUUUUUUGUUUCUUCCUAACAGGUAUUUCCUAUACGGGGUUGGUAAAAAAAUUUCAUGUGAUUCGGUAAAAGCAACAACAAUUCCAUUAUUGCUAAUUUUAUUCAUGUUAUUCGAUGAAUAAUGAGACAGCAAAUGAUGGGACAUUUUCUAAAAAAUACAAGGGGAAAAUAAAAAUGAUUGGGGGUGAAAAUGCGGGAAUGUCUACAAUACCGGGAUUGAAUCAGAUACAAUUUGAAGGGUUUUGUAGGUUCAUUGAUCGGGGCUUAAGAGAAGAACUUUAUAAGUUUCCAAAAAUGGAAGAUCUGGAUCAAGAAAUCGAAUUUCAAUUAUUUGCGGAAACAUACCAAUUGGUAGAACCCUUGAUAAAAGAAAAAGAUGCUGUAUAUGAAUCACUUACAUAUUCCUCUGAAUUAUAUGUAUCUGCGGGAUUAAUUUGGAAAAACAAUAAGGAUAUCCAAGAACAAACAAUUUUUAUUGGAAAUAUUCCUCUAAUGAACUCCUUGGGAACUUCUAUAGUAAAUGGAAUUUAUAGAAUUGUAAUCAAUCAAAUAUUGGAAAGCCCUGGUAUCUAUUAUCGGUCAGAAUUGGACCAUAACGGGAUUUUGGUCUAUACUGGCACUAUAAUAUCGGAUUGGGGAGGGAGAUUAGAACUAGAGAUUGAUAGAAAAGCAAAGAUAUGGGCUCGUGUCAGUAGGAAACAGAAAAUAUCUAUUCUAGUUCUACUAUCAGCUAUGGGUUUGAAUUUAAACGAAAUUCUAGAGAAUGUUUGCUAUCCCGAACUCUUCUUGUCUUUCUUGAAUGAAAAGGAAAAAAAAAAAAUUGGGUCAAAAGAAAACGCCAUUUUGGAGUUUUAUCAACAAUUUGCUUGUGUAGGCGGAGAUCCUGUAUUUUCUGAAUCUUUGUGCAAGGAAUUACAAAAAAAAAUUUUUCACCAACGAUGUGAAUUAGGAAGGAUUGGUCGACGAAAUCUGAAUCGAAGAUUGAAUCUUGAUAUACCUCAGAACAAUACAUUUUUGUUACCACGAGAUAUAUUGGCAGCUGCCGAUCAUUUGAUUGGAAUGAAAUUUGGAAUGGGUACACUUGAUGAUAUGAAUCAUUUGAAAAAUAAACGUAUUCGUUCCGUAGCAGAUCUCUUACAAGAUCAAUUCGGAUUGGCUCUGGUUCGUUUAGAAAAUAUGGUUAGAGGAACUAUAUGUGGAGCAAUUAGACUUAAAUUGAUACCGACUCCUCAGAAUUUGGUGACUUCAACUCCACCAACAACUACUUUUGAAUCUUUUUUUGGAUUACAUCCAUUAUCUCAAGUUCUGGAUCGAACCAAUCCAUUGACCCAAAUAGUUCAUGGUAGAAAAUUGAGUUAUUUGGGCCCCGGAGGGGUGACGGGGCGAACUGCUAGUUUUCGGAUACGAGAUAUCCAUCCUAGUCAUUAUGGACGCAUUUGUCCAAUUGAUACGUCUGAAGGAAUCAAUGUUGGACUUAUUGGAUCUCUAGCUAUUCAUGGGAGAAUUGGUCGUUGGGGGUCUAUAGAAAGUCCAUUUUAUGAAAUUGAUAAGAGAUCAAAAAGAAUACGGAUGCUUUUUUUACCACCAAGUAGAGAUGAAUACUAUAUGGUAGCUACAGGAAAUUCUUUAGCACUGAAUCGAAGUAUUCGGGAGGAACAGAUUGUCCCAGCGCGAUAUCGUCAAGAAUUUCUGACUAUUGCAUGGGAAGAGGUUCAUCUCCGAAGUAUUUUCCCCUUUCAAUAUUUUUCUAUUGGAGCUUCGCUCAUUCCUUUUAUCGAGCAUAAUGAUGCGAAUCGAGCUUUAAUGAGUUCAAAUAUGCAACGUCAAGCAGUUCCGCUUUUUCGGUCCGAAAAGUGCAUUGUGGGAACGGGAUUGGAACGCCAAGUAGCCUUAGAUUCGGGGGCUUCCGCUAUAGCGGAACACGAGGGAAAGAUCUUUUAUACCGAUACUGAAAAGAUCCUUCUAUUGGGCAAUGGGGAGACUUUAAACAUCCCAUUGGUUAUGUAUCAAGGUUCUAAUAAAAAUACUUGCAUGCAUCAAAAACCUCAAGUUCAACGCGGUAAAUGCAUAAAAAGGGGUCAAAUUUUAGCGGACGGUGCUGCUACAAUUUGCGGCGAACUUGCUUUGGGAAAAAACAUAUUAGUAGUUUAUAUGCCAUGGGAGGGUUACAAUUCUGAAGAUGCUGUACUCAUCAGCGAACGUCUGGUCUAUGAAGAUAUUUAUACUUCUUUUCACAUACGGAAAUAUGAAAUUCAAACUCAUGUGACAAGCCACGGUCCUGAAAAAAUCACUAAGGAAAUCCCACACCUAGAAGCCCAUUUACUCCGAAAUUUAGACAAAAAUGGAAUUGUUACCCCCGGAUCUUGGGUAGAGACGGGCGAUAUUUUAGUGGGGAAAUUAACGCCUCAAAUGGUACAAGAAUCCUCGUAUGCCCCGGAAGAUAGAUUAUUACGAGCUAUACUUGGAAUUCAGGGCUAG
This is a messenger RNA of Arachis stenosperma, 2603 nucleotides long. Its product is annotated as DNA-directed RNA polymerase subunit beta-like. Gene Ontology annotation, biological process: DNA-templated transcription. Gene Ontology annotation, molecular function: DNA binding; DNA-directed RNA polymerase activity; ribonucleoside binding. The record is from RefSeq and is a predicted model, not a curated record. NCBI's taxonomy places the organism in Eukaryota, Viridiplantae, Streptophyta, Magnoliopsida, Fabales, Fabaceae.